Messenger RNA from Striga hermonthica, 873 nucleotides. Lineage: Eukaryota; Viridiplantae; Streptophyta; Magnoliopsida; Lamiales; Orobanchaceae. The record is from the annotation of a GenBank genome assembly.
AUGGGGAAAGAUCUGAGCGACGAUCAGAUAUCAUCGAUGAAGGAGGCCUUCACCCUGUUCGACACCGACGGCGACGGCAAGAUUGCUCCGUCGGAGCUCGGGAUCCUGAUGCGUUCUCUCGGCGGAAACCCUACCCAGGCCCAGCUGAAGUCCAUAAUCACCGAGGAGAAGCUCAGCGCGCCGUUCGAUUUUCAGCGGUUCCUCGAUCUGAUGUCCAAGCACCUCAAGCCGGAGCCGUUCGAUCGCCAGCUGCGCGACGCGUUCAAGGUGCUCGACAAGGAUGGCACCGGCUACGUCGUGGUAUCGGAUCUUAGGCACAUUCUCACCAGCAUCGGGGAGAAGCUGGAGCCGGCGGAGUUUGACGAGUGGAUCCGCGAGGUGGAUGUCGGGUCCGAUGGCAAGAUCCGGUACGAGGAUUUCAUCGCGCGCAUGGUUGCCAAUAAGGGCAUUUCAGCCUCAGCCCUUCCCUACAAAAGGACACCCCCAACCUGGCUCAAAACCUCCUCUCAAGAUGUUGAGGAGAAUAUCUGCAAAUUUGCGAAGAAGGGUUUGACGCCAUCACAGAUCGGCGUGAUUCUUCGUGAUUCUCAUGGUAUUGCUCAGGUGAAGAGCGUCACAGGAAGCAAGAUCCUCCGUAUUCUGAAGGCUCAUGGUCUGGCGCCGGAGAUUCCAGAGGAUUUGUAUCACUUGAUAAAGAAAGCAGUUGCGAUCAGGAAGCACUUGGAGAGGAAUAGGAAGGACAAGGACUCCAAAUUCAGGUUGAUUUUGGUCGAGAGCAGGAUUCACCGCCUUGCCCGUUACUACAAGAAGACCAAGAAGCUCCCUCCUGUCUGGAAAUACGAGUCAACCACGGCUAGCACUCUCGUGGCCUAA